UCAAAAUGGAUAGUAUAGAAGAACCUCAGAAAAAAGUCUUUAAGGCUCGAAAAACAAUGAGAGUGAGUGACCGUCAGCAACUUGAAGCAGUGUACAAGGUCAAAGAAGAACUGUUGAAAGCUGAUGUCAAGCUGUUAAAUGGCAACCAUGAAAAUGGAGAUUUGGACCCAACCUCACCUUUGGAAAAUAUGGAUUAUAUUAAUGACAAGGAAGAGGUGAAUGGCAUUGAAGAGCUUUGUUUUGAUCCUGAAAAAAGUAAUUCAGAAUGGAAAGAAACCUCUUGUACCUUAAAUGUUAAUAUAAAAAACAAGCAGGAUGAUGAUUUAAAGCAUGAACCUUUGUCUCCUAAUAGUAUAGCUCCUGAACUAGUCUGUAAACUGACUGCUGAACCAGCUUCUGAUGAGCCAGCCUCUGUUGAGCUGGCUAUGGCAGAUCCAGCUUCUGGAGAUUCAGCCCCUGAAGAUCUGGCCUCUGAAGUAUUAACCUCUGGCGAUCCUGCCUCUAGUGAUCCCGCCUCUGGUGAUCCCACCUCUGGUGAUCCCACCUCUGGUGAUAUCACCUCUGGUGAAACAGUUUCUAAUGAAACAGUCUCCAGUGAACCUUUCUCUGGUGAAUUGGUCUCUGGUGAAUCGGUCCCUGAUGAAUCAGUCUCUGGUGAACCAAUCUCCAGUGAUCCAGCCUCUGGUGAUUCAGCUUCUGCUGAUCUGUCCUCUGGAGCACUGGCCUCUGAUGAUCCAGCCUCUGGUGAUCCGGCUUCUGGUAAUCCAGCCUCUGGUGAUCAAACCCCCGGUGAUCUGGCCUCUGAUGAACCCACUUCUGAUGAACUGACUUCUGAAUCAGCUUUUCAUCCCACCUUUGAACCAAGUUCUGUACCAGUCUGUGAACCUGUUCCUGAAACUGACAGUACAGAGCCUAGUAGCAAUAAAGGUGAUGAUUUUCUUGAAAAAAAUGGGGAUGAUGAAAAGUUAGACCAGAUUUUCUCAUUUGAUGAGAAAAAUAAAGCUGAUAGUAAUAUCGAUGCUGAUGAAGAAACCCUGGAAACAGAUGAUACAGUUAUUUGUUCAGAUCUACCUCCUGAAAAUGAAAAGAAGGCAAAGGAAGAUGCUGUCACAGAACCUGCUCUUGGAGAGGAGGCUAUAUCUAGCAGUAUGGAAAUUGACCAAAGUGAAAAGAAUGAAGAUGAAAAUUCUGCAGACCUUGCAGAAACCAUUAGUGAAAAUGUUAUAAAAGAUGACAAAAAUGAGAUUAUCUUGGAAAAUACAGAUUCUAUGGAGACGGAUGAAAUUAUUCCUAUUUUGGAAAAGCUUGCACCUGCUGAAGAUGAACUUACUUGCUUUUCUAAAACUUCUCUCCUUCCAAUUGAUGAGACAAAUCCAGAUUUGGAAGAGAAAAUGGAAGGUUCUUUUGGUUCACCAUCUAAACAAGAAAGCAGUGAGAGUUUGCCAAAAGAAGCCUUUUUGGUCCUCUCUGAUGAAGAGGAUCUUUCUGGUGAAAAAGAUGAAUCUGAAGUUAUACCACAAAAUGAAACAUGCUCUCCAGCAGAAGUAGAAACUCAUGAAAAGGAUAGCAAACCUGAGGAAGAAGAGCAAGUGGUAAAUGAAGAUGAAAGACCUUCUGAGAAAAGUGAAUUUUCCAGAAGAAAACGUUCUAAAUCAGAGGAUAUGGACAAUGUACAGUCCAAACGUCGUCGAUAUAUGGAAGAAGAAUAUGAAGCAGAAUUUCAAGUGAAGAUUACAGCCAAAGGAGAUAUUAACCAGAAGCUACAAAAGGUUGUACAGUGGUUGCUGGAAGAAAAAUUGUGUGCACUACAAUGUGCUGUAUUUGAUAAGACUUUGGCAGAAUUGAAAACACGAGUGGAAAAGAUUGAAUGUAACAAGAGGCAUAAAACAGUUAUUACUGAACUACAGGCCAAGAUAGCCAGGUUAACCAAACGCUUUGGAGCAGCCAAAGAAGAUCUUAAGAAAAGACAAGAAAAUCCACCGAACCCACCAGUAUCACCAGGGAAGUCUGUAGUUGAUGUCAACAGCAAUAAUAACAAUGUGCCGUACAGAAAUGCAGGCACAGUGAGACAGAUGCUGGAGUCUAAAAGGAAUGUAAGUGAGAGUGCAGCACCAACCUUUCCAACCCCUGUGAAUACAGUAUCUUCAACCAGUCUUGUCACUCCUCCAACAGUUGUCAGUAGUCAACCUAAAUUGCAGACUCCAGUGACUUCUGGUUCUCUGACAGCAACGUCAGUUCUUCCUGCACCCAACACAGCUACAGUAGUUGCUACUACUCAGGUGCCUAGUGGAAAUCCCCAACCUACAAUCUCUUUACAACCUUUACCAGUGAUUUUGCAUGUACCUGUUGCGGUAUCCUCCCAGCCUCAACUCCUACAGAGCCAUCCAGGGACUUUAGUGACCAAUCAACCAUCUGGCAACGUUGAGUUCAUUUCUGUACAAAGCCCACCUACAGUGAGUGGUCUUACCAAAAAUCCAGUAUCCUUGCCAGCCUUGCCAAACCCCACUAAACCAAACAAUGUUCCUUCUGUGGCCAGUCCUAGUAUUCAAAGGAACUCUCCUGCCAGUGCUGCACCAUUAGGAACAACGCUUGCUGUACAGGCUGUUCCAACAGCACACUCUAUUGUACAAGCCACAAGGACUUCUUUACCUACAGUAGGCCCAUCAGGACUGUAUAGUCCAUCAAAUAAUCGAGGUCCUAUACAGAUGAAAAUUCCAAUUUCUGCUUUUAGUACUUCAUCUCCUGCAGAACAGAGCACUGCUACCCCAAGAAUUGAAAACCAGACAAACAAAACAAUAGAUGCUUCUGUUAAUAAGAAAGCAGCUGAUAGCACAUCACAGAGUGGAAAAGCCACAGGCAGUGAUUCAGCUGGUGUCAUUGAUCUCACAAUGGAUGAUGAAGAGAGUGGAGGUUCACAAGACCCUAAAAAGCUAAACCAUACUCCUGUGUCAACCAUGGGUUCUUCUCAGCCUGUGUCUCGACCAUUGCAACCCAUCCAGCCUGCACCACCUCUUCAGCCAUCUGGGGUGCCAACAAGUGGACCAUCUCAGACAACCAUACAUUUACUACCUACAGCUCCAACCACCGUGAAUGUAACACAUCGUCCAGUAACUCAGGUGACCACAAGACUCCCUGUACCGAGAGCUCCUACAAACCACCAGGUGGUUUAUACAACUCUCCCAGCACCACCAGCUCAGGCUCCCCUGCGAGGAACUGUCAUGCAGGCUCCUGCUGUUCGGCAGGUCAAUCCCCAAAAUAGUGUCACAGUUCGAGUGCCUCAAGCAACUACGUAUGUUGUAAACAAUGGACUAACCCUGGGAUCAGCAGGACCUCAGCUCACAGUGCAUCACCGACCACCACAAGUGCAUACUGAGCCCCCACGCCCUGUGCACCCAGCACCCUUACCAGAAGCCCCACAGCCACAGCGUCUGCCCCCAGAAGCUGCCAGCACAUCUCUGCCUCAGAAGCCACACUUGAAAUUAGCACGAGUUCAGAGUCAAAAUGGCAUUGUACUGUCAUGGAGUGUCCUGGAGGUAGACCGAAGCUGUGCCACCGUUGACAGCUACCAUCUCUAUGCUUACCAUGAGGAACCCAGUGCCACGGUGCCCUCCCAGUGGAAAAAGAUUGGAGAAGUAAAGGCACUUCCCUUGCCCAUGGCAUGCACUCUCACCCAGUUUGUAUCUGGCAGCAAAUACUACUUUGCAGUACGAGCCAAGGAUAUUUAUGGACGUUUUGGACCUUUCUGUGAUCCUCAGUCAACAGAUGUGAUCUCUUCUUCCCAGAGCAGUUAAACCUUGGAGCCUUUAUCUCUUCCUCUUUCCGAGUUCCACUUUUUGGUCUUGUUUUAAUCUUGUGCAUGAUAUCCAUUGUAAAAUCCACAUUGUGCAAGAUUUCUUGGACAGAUGUGUAUAUACACUACAUUUGUUUAUAAUCAGAAGUAAAAUAAACAGCCCAUAAAGCAAGAGUCUUUUCCUGGACAAUUGAAGCUUCAGGGUUUUGAAGUGUAAAUGUGCACCUUGCUUUAGUUUUAAGGCUGGGGAAUAUGUGUGGGUGUUUAUGUGUGUUUUUCCCUAUUUAUAUGUUUACUGCAGUGGAAUCUCCCAUUUCCAUUCUCACAUUUACCUCUCUUCAAGUAUAAAGUAAGUAGAUCAAGGGAUCCGAGGUAUGGUAUGUAACUGGCAUGAUUCUGCUUCUGAGGGAUCUGUAGGUUCAUAGCUAAAUGAAUCUAAAGGAAAGAAAAAGCAAAAUGGUUAAAUAGUUUAAACUAGGUUAAUUUGAACACAGGAAGGAUCUGUUCAUCUUUUUUCUUUGCUUGGUUGUUAAUUAGGUGAAAAAGAUCUGCAUUGGCCCCUCUUUCCUAAUCUGGCUCUUACAUUUAUUUUGUGCCUUAAAGAUUAACUACUAAAAUAAACAUGACCAUUUAUCCAUUGUUGAUCUUCUCUUUCAGCCUUUUGCCCUUCAUUUCUCCUUCAUCUCUACUAAAUAUAGCACAUUCCCCUCAAGUCAGUUUUAAACUUAACUAAGGCUUUUAGGUAUAUUCUUACCAGUGGCAUCACUACAUUUAACUCUAAAAAUUUGACUGCUCUUUUCUUCUAAGAACAUAAGUGCUUUUUAUCUUUGGUCACUACUUAAAUUAACUGUGUAAAAUGGACCAAGAGAAGAAAGACCAUAGUGUGUAAGAAAAUUGUCCUUCAAACAUAUUUUAGAAUUUAUAUUGCAUACUGUGUUAGAGAUUAGGAAAGCAAUGCUAGUUCACUUUAUCACCCAAAGCGUAGUAUUCUUUCGUAGGUAGUAAAAUUCACAAA
This is a messenger RNA of Neomonachus schauinslandi (Hawaiian monk seal), 4805 nucleotides long. RefSeq names its product activating transcription factor 7 interacting protein (gene ATF7IP). NCBI's taxonomy places the organism in Eukaryota, Metazoa, Chordata, Mammalia, Carnivora, Phocidae. Gene Ontology annotation, molecular function: transcription coregulator activity; protein binding. Gene Ontology annotation, cellular component: transcription regulator complex; nucleus. The coding region runs from base 6 to 3791 and encodes 1261 amino acids. The record is from RefSeq and is a predicted model, not a curated record. Gene Ontology annotation, biological process: regulation of DNA-templated transcription. The transcript is spliced from 14 exons.